AUCCCGACGUGCCCUGACACACCUCCCCACAAAACCUUGAGAAAACUGCGACUUUUUGACACACCACACACGCCAAAGAGCCUUCUAUCCCGUGUGAGGGCUUCCAGCGGGAAGGGUUCGCUCUUGAAGACUGGCGAACCUGGGGCGAUUCUGUCCAAGUCUCACACAGACAGCGACAGUGGCAGGAGACGUCACGCGCCUCUGGUCAACUUCAACCCCUUCACCCCCGACUCCCUGCUCAUCCAGUCGGCCACGCAGCAAAGGAACAACAGGAAGAGGCCACACUGCAUCGCCUCGAGCGGUGAAGACAUGGAGGCAAGUGACGUCGAGGAUGAAAAGGAAAUCUUGCCACCGUCCAAGAGGGUCACCAUGAUGCAGAGCAACAUGAUGUCGCGCUACGCCUCUGAGUUCCUGGAGCUUGAGAGGAUUGGCUGCGGCCAAUUUGGCGCCGUGUACAAAUGCGUGAAGCGAUUGGACGGCUGUCUCUACGCCAUCAAGCGCUCCAAGAAGCCCUUGGCUGGAUCAGUGGACGAGCAAAACGCUUUGCGCGAGGUGUACGCUCACGCUGUGCUCGGCCAGCACCGGCACGUGGUGCGCUACUACUCUGCGUGGGCGGAAGAAGGCCACAUGCUGAUCCAGAACGAGUACUGCAACGGCGGAACACUCUCGGACGUGAUGGCCGACAAUGCCCAGCGCCACGCCCGCCUGUCAGAGCUGGAGCUCAAGGACCUGCUCCUCCAGGUGGCCCGCGGACUCAAGUACAUCCACUCCAUGUCGCUGGUGCAUAUGGACAUCAAGCCCAGUAACAUCUUCAUAUCCCGCAAGUCUGUCGGCAGCUGUGACGAGGGCGAUGACGAGGAUGGCCUCAAUACUAAUGUGGUCUACAAAAUAGGUGAUCUUGGUCAUGUGACGCAGGCCAGCAAUCAUCAAGUGGAGGAAGGUGACAGCAGAUAUUUGGCCAAUGAAGUUCUUCAGGAGGACUGCAGCAACCUGGCCAAGGCCGACAUCUUCGCCCUGGCCCUGACGGUGGUCAGCGCGGCGGGGGCCGAGCCUCUGCCCAGGAACGGCGACGCUUGGCACGAGAUCCGACGGGGGAAACUGCCCGCUGUCCCCCAAGUGCUCUCGCCGGAGUUUCUCAGCCUCCUCACGCUGAUGAUCGACCCCGACCCCACCUGCCGCCCCUCCGCCACGGAUCUCAUCCGCCACCCGGUGUUGCUGACGGCCACAAAGAGUAGCGCCGACCAGCUGAGAGUGGAGAACAACGCCCUGAAGUGCAAGAAUGCCCUGUUGGAAAGGGAGCUGCAGAAGGCUCAGCUGGCCAGAGGCUCCGCAGGGCAGAAGGGAAACAGCAGUAGCACCUCCAGGCUCAUCGGGAAGAUGAUGAGCCGAUCCGUCAGCCUUAAUAUCUUCUGAACUGUUUUUGUUGUACAUAAGUUGAAAAAAAAAGAGAGUUAAUAUUUGUUCAAUCAACACUUUGCCAUGUUUGAACUUGUACAAAGUUAUUUAAUAAAAUUGUUCUAUCUACA
Molecule: messenger RNA, 1526 nt
Organism: Hippocampus comes (tiger tail seahorse)
Lineage: Eukaryota; Metazoa; Chordata; Actinopteri; Syngnathiformes; Syngnathidae
Gene: wee1
Product: WEE1 G2 checkpoint kinase
Exons: 10
Biological process (GO): mitotic cell cycle; protein phosphorylation
Cellular component (GO): cytoplasm; nucleus
Molecular function (GO): magnesium ion binding; ATP binding; non-membrane spanning protein tyrosine kinase activity
Source: RefSeq, a predicted model, not a curated record